Molecule: messenger RNA, 3885 nt
Organism: Dendrobium catenatum
Lineage: Eukaryota; Viridiplantae; Streptophyta; Magnoliopsida; Asparagales; Orchidaceae
Exons: 6
Coding region: 1-3885 (1294 amino acids)
Molecular function (GO): catalytic activity
Source: RefSeq, a predicted model, not a curated record
AUGCCAAGGUCUGUGUCAUGGUUACCAACUCCUCUACUCUUCCAGAUGAAAUUCCCAUCUCCAUGGAUGGUGAUGACUUUUCUCUUAAGGUUAUCUAUGAUUGGAAACAUGUUCCUUGUACUGGUUGUGGUUCCUUGGUUCAUCCAUCCUCUCUUUGUCAAAAACCCUCCGCCUAAACCUAUUACUAUUCCCAACUCCCGGGGUAGGAGCACUAGCCGUGCUAGACCUCCCAGACUGCCACCUCCCACUAAGGCUCCGGCAAUCUUGCCUAAACCUGAUGCUCCUCUUAAUGUUAACCUUCCUUCUUCCCAACCGGACUCUCAAGUUGGCCCUAUCCAACCACCUCUUUCUCUGCCUUCGCCUUUACCUUUGACUGAUCCAUUACCUCCUUCUACUACUCUACCCAUAAAUUCUCUUCCUCUAUCACAUUUAUCUCCACCAAAAGAUCCAAUACCAAACUUAAAUUCUUCUUCUGAAGAUUUCUCUUCUUCAGACAUCCCUUCUUCCUCUGCUUUACCGUUGCCUGUCUCCAACCCUUCCAAAAUUAGACCUGUGUUUCCCCCUUCCCCUAAGUCUUCUCAGAAUUUGGACUCUACUAUUUCCACCAUUACAUGGCAACCUAAACAGAUCAACUCCUCCUUGUCUCCCAAUAAAUUUGCUAUCCUUGAACCCGAAGAACCUCCUGACAUAGCUGUGCACUACUCUCCCAAAUCCUCUUCUAAUGUGGUAGAGUCUAAGCUUGAUGAUCCUCCUGGAAAAUCCACCAACUACAAAGUUAACACCUCAAAUUGCAACAACUUUGAUCACUCAUUUCCUGGUCGGAUAUGGAUUAAGUGGAACCCUGCUGUGGUCACUUUUAUCCCAUCUUUUUCUUCUUCUCAGUUAAUACAUGGUUGUAUUCAUUAUGGUGCUUCGAAAAAGUUCUUAGUUUCUGUGGUCUAUGCGGCAAAUUCCUUGGAGGAUAGGAAAUUACUUUGGCAGGACCUGUCUUCUAUUGCUGUCAAUAUUACUUCCCCUUGGGUCAUAAUGGGGGACUUUAACUGUUAUAAAGAUUCCAAUGAUAAGUCGGGUGGCUCCCCCACUCACUUUAGUCAUUUUGGUGAAUUGAAUGGAUGGUAUUCUUCCUCUGGCACUUUUGAAUUUGCUUCUACCGGACUCCAUUACACUUGGUUUAACAAACGUGCAAAUGACCCUGUCCAUGUUAAACUUGAUAGAAUGAUUGUGAAUCAACUCUGGUUCCAAUUCAAGGAUUAUUGGACUAAUAUGGAUGGUUAUUGGGAGAAUGUUAUUGCGGCUUUUUCUGUACAUUUUGGGGGGAGUCCGAUUUGUAACUUAUAUGGGAAACUGAAAGACUUGAAAAUUUUGCUUAAGAAAAGGAGUUGGGCUGAUUCCUCCUUUAUCAUGAAUAAAAUAAGUGCUACUGAGAAAAGGCAAUCCCAUUUGCUUUACCUGAUUUCUGGUAAUCCACUUGAUUCCAAUUUGAAUGACAAUCUUAAAGACAUUGCAAAUGCUGCGGUUUCUUACUUUAAGAAAAUUUAUAAUACUCCCGUUCCUAGUUGCCCGAAUAUUUCUAGUUUUCCUCCUGGGAGUGUCAUUCCCUCCCAUUUGAUUCAACCUCUCAUUGCCCCGAUCACCAAUGAUGAGAUCAAAUCUGUUGUCUUCUCGGGGCCUAAUUCCUCCUCUCCGGGUCCGGAUGGGUUUAGUUUUACUUUCUAUAAAAGGUCUUGGGAGGUGAUUGGCUUCUAUGUUUGCAAUGCUGUUAAACAUUUCUUUUCUUCAGGCCAGCUGCCCUCUGCCGCCAAAGCCACGGGUAUUGUUUUAAUCCCAAAACACUCACAUGCUUCUAACAUCUCUGAUUACCGUCCGAUUUCUCUUUGUAAUGUUCUCUAUAAGAUCAUUGCGAAGAUUUUGGCAAUUAGACUUAAAGAGGUGCUGCCUUUCAUCAUUCAUAAAAGCCAAGCUGGCUUCAUCUCCAAAAGAAUUUCUUCGGAUAACAUUGUGCUGGCCGCUGACAUUUUGAGGACCUUUAAUGUUGAACGGGUUAACAAGUUCCUCUGUGCUAAAUUAGAUAUUAAAAAAGCCUUUGAUAUUGUUUCCCGUGAGUUUCUUUUGCAAAGGCUUGCCAUAAAGGGGUUCCCUGAACAGUUUAUUACCUGGAUUAAGGGGUGUAUUAUGGAUGUUCCUUUUUCUGUCAUUAUUAAUGGAACUUUGGAGGGUUUCUUUAAAUCUUCCUCGGGUCUCCGUCAAGAUUGUCCCUUAUCACCCCUUCUUUUUACUGUGGUUAUGGAUGCAUUUUCCUCCGCUCUGGAGGAAGGCAGUUUCAAAGGCAUUUCUUGUGGCUCUAUGAAUUUCAGCCAUCUACUUUAUGCUGAUGAUGUAUUGGUGUUUGGGGAAGCUUCCUUACAAAAUGCCAUGGAUCUUAAAGACACUCUCAAUAAUUUUGCUGCCUCUACUGGGCUUUACAUCAAUGAUAAUAAAAGUUCUAUCCUCUUCUCCUCUAAUACCACUGCUGCCCAUGACAUUUCCAACCUGCUUGGUUUCUCCCUUGCUGAUCAUUCCAUCAGCUAUUUGGGUAGAAUCCAAUAUUUGAAGUUUACUAUUGCAAAUACUAUCACUUAUUGGAUAAGAGGAGCUAUUUUACCCAAAUGCUGCUGCAAAGUCAUUGACAAGUUAUGCUCUAAGUUUCUAUAUCACGGCACUUCCUUUGGGAAGAAACUCCACUUAAUUUCUUGGAAAAAAACUUGUCUACCUACGGAGAUGGGUGGGCUGGGAAUACCUGACAUUCAUUCUCUUUCUUUUGGUUACAGCUGCUCCUUCAUUUGGAGAUUUUAUUCCUCUAAUUCCCUACCUGGUGAUUGGUUUAGACUGAGAAACUCUUCCCCUUUGAAACCCCCAACUGCUAAAGCUUCUAAAUUUUGGACUUUCACCUGCAAGACUGCUACUAGACUCAAGCAGAAUUUAAAAUUUGUGGUUACCCGUUAUAACUGUAUCAUGGACUCUAUCUGGGACCCCUGGAUUAAUGGUGUGGCCGGAUAUGAACUUAUGCAUUCUACUGUUUCUGGAUAUUCUGCUGUUAAAAAUUUGAUUGUGGACGGGUUUUGGGAUCUGUUUGGUUACACUCUUUCGGGUAUCUCUCACAUUAUCUCCUCUAUUCCCAUUUUGGACAAUCAUUUGGAUUGUGUGGAAUGGACCGGAGUUGGUAAACUGUGCUUUAAAACUUUCAGGAAGCUUUUUUACUCUGCUGUUGAGAAGGUUAACUGGUCUAUUUUCAUUUGGCACAAGAGGUCUGCUCUUAAGUACUCUUCUUAUGGUUGGCUUGCUGUUUGUGAUGGUGUAUCAACUGCUGAUAAUUUGAGAAAGCGGAACAUUUUUAUUAACAGCACUUGCCAUCUUUGUGGAAAGGUGGAUGAAUCUAUUUUGCACAUGUUUUUACCUAAAAGAAAUUUUGUUUUUUGGUCAUUUGCUGCUCUGUCUACUAUCUUUGGCGGGAAAGAAAUGUUAGACGUUUUGAAGGGAUUUCGGAAGACCAUAUCACCAUCUGUAACAAGAUCUCUCAUGCGCUUAAGGUCAAAACGAAAUGCUGGAAAUUUUUGGAUAAGCUGCAAUUCAAGUUCCCACAAUGCUUCUUUUAGCAUCAACGUUUACAUACUGAUGGAUUUCAAGGGCAAUGAUGAUUGGGACCGGCUCCUAACCCCUCCGCCCCUGGACGGCCAGGGCUCUUUUGUCCCUUCUUUGGCAAUUGGUUGGGCACUUACUGCAAGUGCUAUUACUUCGAUUUUGUUUGCUUUGGCAACCGUGGCAUGUCCGGUUCUGCUGCUUAUGGGGGCUCUGAGUUAUUCUAUCUACAUGCAGUUUUGUUAUUGGGAUCGGUCUCAUUUUUCCUGA